AUGUUCUCACGCCAGUCACCAUCGCCGGACAGAGCUCCCAAACCCAACAAGGAACUCAUCAAAAUCAAGCCCCCUCCCGGCAUCCCCGGCCCAGUGGUCGUCUUCAUCGCCCGCGCCGACAACCCCAACGACCACGGCUACCCCAACGCAAAGCUAACCUCAGCCCAGAUGCAUGAACAUCUGCGCGCCCUCCUAGUCAUCACCGCCGCCGAGCACCGCGAACGCUUCGGCGUCCUAGGCACCAGACCCCCCAAGAUGCAAACCAUCGUCCAGCCCGCCAACAAGUGCAUCGCACCACUCAGCAGCGUCGUCCGAAACUUGGCGGCCGCGCUGGAGGAAGCGCGCCAGAACCAAAUCCGGUGCAUCUUCGUGCUUCGGGGGUGGGAUGCGUUGACAACGGAGACAACCACCAUCGCCCAGCUGUGCGAUGAUUUCCAGGAUGUGUGCUUCUUCUUGCAUGUUUAUGCACAUCGGGGGAACCCGCUCGACUUCUAUCAGGUCAACGCGCAUAUGGUGAAUGCGUACUUGAAGGGUGUGGUUUCCUUGACUGAUGAGGUCGUUGUGAGAGACCAUUCGACUGCGCUGUUCAUCAGGAUAUUGGAGGCGUUGCCGGCUUUGCGGCCUGGUUUUGGUCCUUCAGUUUCCGGGCAGGAGAAGGCCGCGCUUAGCCGGUAUGAUAAUCGGUUCGGUGUCCGAGGAGGACAAUUGAAAUAA
Messenger RNA from Penicillium bovifimosum, 714 nucleotides. RefSeq lists its product as uncharacterized. NCBI's taxonomy places the organism in Eukaryota, Fungi, Ascomycota, Eurotiomycetes, Eurotiales, Aspergillaceae. The coding region runs from base 1 to 714 and encodes 237 amino acids. The transcript has a single exon. The record is from RefSeq and is a predicted model, not a curated record.